ACGAAGGGCCAGUACGCCUCCAGCCGUCGUGCGGAUUGAACGCGACAACUCCGCACUCUUCGCGCGUCGCUAAUUUAACUCCGGCGAUCGAAUUACGACAAUCAGCGGAUAAUUUCGCGUGCGGCAUGAUUAUCCGAGGAUCAAGAACUCUCCACGCUGUAUCCCCGAGGAACAUGUGGGCGAGCGUGCGCGUGUGUUCAUAACGAAGCACCGCGACGUGUUCGACAACAAUCUAGCGCGACUUAGUUUCCGAUCGUACACCAGUGAACGGAUUCUUGAUAACGAGCAAGGAUAAUGAGCAACGACUAUUGAUGCUGUUAAGAUCGAUAUUGAGCAACGAGAAGAGCUACGUUUAAGACACCUUUGUGUUACACCUUCGGAGGUCUUUAGAAAUUCGAAAAAGGAAUGUUACGAUAAUUUUCAAUUUCUCCUAAAGGAAAGCUGAAUUUGUUGACGAUCUCGAAAGUAGUCACGAGAAAACGCAGGAGUUCUCUCGGGAGCAAUGCGAUAUUAAAACAACAAAGAAGAAACGAGAAGAGAUAAGAAUUAGUCGCAAGUUUCUUAAAGCUCUUCGUUGCUCUCUCAGUCUUGCUCCGAAAAGCAAAAAGUUCGAGUACAGUUUUAACGAGUACGUCAAGGCGUAACAUCGUCGGGAGAGACAUCGUGGCCAUGCAGGACGGGGCGGUGAAUCGAAGAGGAUCCCUCACGUCCAAUAGAUGAUUCGCUAACGAUGUCACCCUGAAGGCCAUUUGAGAAACGAAGAUGUGCUGCUCAAGUGGCCCAGGUGGUAUCAGGCUGACCAGAUGUGGCGUCGUCUGCGGCCUCGCCGCGCUGGCAGCCCUCGGCGUCGCUCUUUCGGGUCCAACCUGGUUACACACUGAAGAGAAGCUCGCCGUGCCGGACGUACCAAAAAAUUCUGCGAUUAGUGUGAAAUUCAAGCUGGGGCUCUUCAGAGUCUGUUCGAAGAUCGUGAAUCCCUCCAACGUAACGCUACCCUUUUCGUUACCGCCGCCUUGUAUUUACGUGAGGUACAGCAGCCUGGAGGACGUGAGGCCAAAGGAGUUGGGCUUCCCUCAAUUAGAAUUCACGCCCACGGUCGUCUCAAAAAUACGGAUCUCAGCGCCGUUUCAAGUGGUCGCCGCGGUCUUGAUCUUCGCCGCGACGGUGUCGGCUAUAAUUGGCCAUUGUUAUUCCGAUCAUAGGACUCUCGUAGCCUGCGGACUCUUCCUUUUGAGCGGUCUCUCCUUGGGCGGUGGUUUAAUAGUUCUGGCAUCAGCAUUGUCGGACGCAUCACUAGAGUUACCGGGGAAAUACAGUUUGCCAUCAACAGCUGGCAUGCAAAUGGACGAUAACAGUCUACCUCAGUAUCACUAUGGCUGGUGUCUACAGCUUUCGGGAUUAGCGCUGAUGCUCGCGGAAGUGGCGGCUGUUUUAACGAUGUCCGGUUACAUGGCGCGGUUCUCCACGGUCGAGGAGAUGGUGAGGGUGAUGGUCCCGGGCGCUGAGAGAAAACUGAGGGAACAGAGAGGAUUCAGCUCGGAGUAUCUCGUAAGGACGCAUCAGAAAUCACCGGGACCACCGCAGGCUCGACCUUUUGGUCAACCAACCAAAACGCCUCAAAAAAUAGCCGAAGAAGGAACUUCAUUGCUCUGCAAGUCGGCGCCCGACAUCUGCGCGUCGAAUCCACAGGCCAUCAGUUACGUCGAUAAGGCAGACCUGUCGCACGUCUUGCCAGUCUACCCGGAUGGCAAGAACAUCGAUCCGCGAUACAACAACUUCGAUAAAUCAGAGGGCAACGUCAUAGAUUCCCGGCUGAGUGGUUUUACCGAUAAGGAAGGCUUCAUCGAUCCCCGUAUUCUGGCCGAUUCUAGGCAAAAUAUGAUCGCCUUUACGGAAAACAAGGAACCUGACCAGGAGCAGCGAUACACCGAGUUCUCCGCAAGAAACACCGAUCAAAAUAUUGUAGAUUCAAGAUUGAGCGGUUUUGCUGACAAAGAAGGUCUUCUCGAUUCUAGAUUGAGCGGUUACGUUGACAAAAAUGAGUCCUUACUGGAUACUCCGUUCGGUUACGAUACCAGAUUCAACAGUCUCGCUGGACAGACUGUUCCGAUCACGCUGAAGAAUCAAAACACCUCGGUAUCAGCCAUUCAAUCGCAGUAUAUAUAUCAGAAUUUUGGAACGAUACACUCGGGCAUUCUUAAAGUAUCGGAACCAGGUACCAGCUCCAGUUCCAAUUCCAGUCAACGUAGUAUGACCCUGCAAAAUCCAAAACGAAAGUCACAGAUCGCUCAGAACACCUUCAGCACGCUGGAAUGUGAAAAGAGGAAGCGAGCGUCCGGAUUAACCGGUAAGGCAAGCUUUUAUACCGGAAGUGCUGUAUGACCACCACCCCCACCUCCGACCCCAAGGUAACUCCCAGAAGAGGACACCCCACUGUAGCCGGAACUCGGUACGACUUUCAAGUUGGGUUGGAGGAUAUUCAUUAGUGAUCACGUGUAAAAGGAAGAAAGUAAAACCCAUACAGCACGGUUCUUUAAGAGAUGUCCUGCAGACGGCCAAAGGACGAUCUAAAAGAGUUCGAAGGCUAUCUCUCGGACAAAGUAUGUUGCGUGGGAAAGGGAUUUUUUACCAGCUAAAGAUAAUUCUGCCAUAUUUAAUAAUAAUGCGCUUGCCGAUGUACGGUACAUAAGAAAACAUGCUUCUUGUCGAAUAUCGGCAUUGCAGUUUUCUACAAUGGCUCACUAAACUUGCCAAAAGAAUGCCAAAAUUACGAUUAUGCCAUGAUAAUAUAUUAAUUUAAAACAAUAUCAGAGUAGUUGGAUUCGUAGUAGAAUCAUCAAAAAUAAUAAUUUAUGAAGAAAAAGACGCAAACGUAAUUUUACGUAAUCUAUUGAUAACGUUGUGAGAAUCGCACUUCGUUAAAUAAAUUAAAUUAAAUGACAGAUGAAAAUGAUGAAUUAUUCAGAUUACUCGCUCAUCGUUUUACAUAAUGAAAAAGUAAUGUCUGUCAAUCGACGUUAAGACUUUAACUUUAACUGAACAUCGUAAUCGCGUUUCAGCUGCAUAACCAAUCAAACAAACAGCUGUAAGAUAAAAUAUUAUAUAGUCAAUAUGUUGUAACAUAAUUGGUGGUCGAUAUAUUCAAAAUAAGUCGGGCGCAACUUUCGUACUUCAGUUUACAAUAAAGAAACCACUGCCGAUUAAUCAAUGCGCAAUGAUUUUGAUAAAAAGUUUUCCUUAUUUCUUUUAUCGAUGUACACGCUCUAAUUGUAUCACUAAUCGAGGACAUAUCAGAAAUAAACGUUUUCGUGAUUGUGUUAUGAUUGCUGGGAGAUACCGUAAUUUUAUUUCAAUCUUUAUUGGUUUUGAAUUUCUUCUAUAUAUAUUUAAAAUGGAUUAUAGACGUUUCAUGCACCCGCAUAAAAAAUGAAUAAUAUUGUAUUGUAUACAAAACAUCAAUAUGCUGUAACGAUCGUAGUUGAGUGUAAUAAAAUAUUCUUUUUUUAAUAA
Solenopsis invicta (red fire ant) is the source of this 3510-nucleotide messenger RNA. RefSeq lists its product as uncharacterized. The record is from RefSeq and is a predicted model, not a curated record. Gene Ontology annotation, cellular component: AMPA glutamate receptor complex; postsynaptic density membrane. Bases 763 to 2382 code for a protein of 539 amino acids. The transcript is spliced from 7 exons. Gene Ontology annotation, molecular function: channel regulator activity; voltage-gated calcium channel activity. Gene Ontology annotation, biological process: transmission of nerve impulse; neurotransmitter receptor transport, postsynaptic endosome to lysosome; regulation of AMPA receptor activity. NCBI's taxonomy places the organism in Eukaryota, Metazoa, Arthropoda, Insecta, Hymenoptera, Formicidae.